CAGCAUUUAAUACUCUCUGCUCAGAGAAGAAGAGUUUAGCAUUCGUGGCACACUCCUGAGGCAAUCUGCCAGUGCAGUGCUUUGCUUUGUUCCAAUGGCGUGUAGAGUGAGUGGGGGCAGUAAGAUUUUAUCAUUAUGUUUAGGACUUCUAUUGGUUGCUUCUUGCCAUUGCACAAGACCGACAAAGUUUAAGGCCUUGGAUAAAUUAAGAAUAAACUCAACGCGUAUACACAAUCAGGCUAAAGGAAGUGAACUGCGCCAUGGGAGACUCUUAAUUGGGCACAACUCUCUGCAAGGCACUGAACUCCAAGGAACCAAGGCCACAAGGAACUCACUGGAUCUUGAUAGAGACUACCAGGCAGACAUGGGUUGGGCGCAGCUCAAGCGGCCUCAAGGACAGGUUGAUGGAUCUUCUGAGUCAAAGCCAGAGGAUGCUGCAGUGAAACGACUUCUCAAAAUGGAAUCCAAGGUUGAAUGUACUGGAGACUCCAUGAAACUGGAAGUCCAGGAUGCUGCUUCUACCCCAGGAUCUCUGUUCUUUGUUGACAGAGGAAGUCACCUGUCUCCUCUGCCUGUGUCCAAAUUGCCGUCAAGCUGUGGUUACACAUUAAGGUCAACACAGAAAGCUUUUGUCUUGGUUGCACCUUAUGAUGGCUGCUUUGUUACUCUUGAGGAGGACAGCUACGUUCUCCCACUGCGUUGGCUGGGGUUACCAGUGAAGAUGUCCUGCCCUUUGAGUAAGAAGUCUUCACCUAGCCCUCCGAUGGUAACCUGCCAUGCUGAAGGCAUGGUUGUGAAAACUGAAUGGAGUGGCUCUGACAUAAAAGUAAAUCUGAAUGGUAACUGGGAGCCACUAAUGAAAGCCUCAGUCAGAUGUGGGUUUGGUGUGGUUGUACAUCCUGAAGGUGUGGUUGUCUCGGUUCACUAUGUCCCGUGCCUGGAGAAAAAGGAUGGAUUGUACACCCUGGAACUUGCUGGAUACGGACAAACUAAAAUUUCCUGUCCAUCACUGUCAUCUGCUCAACAUGAAGGAACAAAAACAACUGAGAAAUAUCCUGCUGUUCCCCAGGUGCCAGGUUACCCUGCAGUAGUACAAGCUACAAAGCCCACAACUGCUCCAAAGCCACCACAACCUGAAGCCCCUCAGGGCCAGGUAUACCAGUCUUUCUACCCUCAGCCAAAGCCUGAACAUGGCCCAGAAACUAAGCCCACAACUGCUCCCAAGCUACUACAACCUGAAGCCCCUCAGGGCCAGGUAUACCAGCAUUUUUAUCCAAACCCUUUCUACCCCCAGCCAGGGCUUGAAACUUUACCAGCUACAAAGCCCACAGCUGCUCCCAAGUCACCACAACCUGAAGCCCCUCAGGGCCAGGUAUACCAGUCUUUCUACCCUCAGCCUGAAAAUGGCCCAGAACCUGCUCCCACAACUGCUUCCAAGCCACCACAACCUCAAGCCCCCCAGGGCCAGGUAUACCAGCCUUUUUACCCCAAUCCUUUCUAUCCAAACCCUUUAUACCACCAGCCAGGGCCUGAAACUGUACCAGCUACAAAGCCCACAGCUGCUCCCAAGCCACCACAACCUGAAGCCCCUCAGGGCCAUGUAUACCAGUCUUUCUACCCUCGACCUCAGCCUGAAAAGAUCCCAGAACCUGCUCCCAAGCCACCACAACCUGAAGCCCCCCAGGGCCAGGUAUACCAGCCUUUCUACCCCAACCCUUUCUACCCUCAGCCGAAACCUGAAAAUGGCCCAGAACCUGCUCCCAAGCCACCACAACCUGAAGCCCCUCAGGGCCAGGUAUACCAGCCUUUUUACCCCAACCCUUUCUAUCCAAACCCUUUCUACCCCCAGCCAGGGCCUGAAACUGUACCAGCUACAAAACCCACAGCUGCUCCCGAAUCACCACAACCUGAAGCCCCUCAGGGCCAGGUAUACCAGUCUUUCUACCCUCAGCCGAAACCUGAAAAUGGCCCAGAACCUGUUCCCAAGCCACCACAUCCUGAAGCCCCCCAGGGCCAGGUAUACCAGCCUUUUUACCCCAACCCUUUCUAUCCAAACCCUUUCUACUCCCAGCCAGGGCCUGAAACUGUACCAGCUACAAAGCCCACAGCUGCUCCCGAGUCACCGCAACCUGAAGCCCCUCAGGGCCAGGUAUACCAGUCUUUCUACCCUCAGCCGAAACCUGAAAAUGGCCCAGAACCUGCUCCCAAGCCACCACAACCUGAAGCCCCCCAGGGCCAGGUAUACCAGCCUUUUUACCCCAACCCUUUAUAUCCAAACCCCUUCUAUCCUCAGCCAAAGCCUGAAACUGGCCCAGAAACUGGAACAGAAACUAAGCCUACAAGUGCUCCCAAGCCACCACAACCUGAAGCCCCUCAGGGCCAGGUAUACCAGCCUUUUUACCACAACCCUUUUUACCCAAACCCUAUCUACCCCCUGCCAGGGCCUGAAUCAACUUUAUCAGCUGCAUAUUACACAGCAGCUCCCAAGCCAAUACAACCUCAAGCCCCUCAGGGCCAGGUCUAUCAGUCUUUCCACCCUCAGCCUCAGCCUGGACAUUUGCCAGCUGAGAAGCCAACUGCUGUUCCAAAGCCUGCAGCAACUGAAACAUCUCAGGGACAAGUAUAUAAACCAUAUGCCCAACCAUUGCCUGGUGCUGGAUCAAAUGGUGAACGCCCUCCAGCCGUCAAACCUCCACAGGGCCAGCUGCCUCACCCCUUUAACGCAUACUACUUCCCACAACAGCCCCAGUGGCACCAGCCUGCAACAUUGCCCCCUGCCACCUCAAAGCAGGAACCACAACAGGUCACCACUCCAGCUAGUAGUGAAGCGCCCCCAGAAGUCCCACAAAGCUCUUCAUACAUGCCACCAGUGUUCUGCCCUCAGUUUUGCCCUCCUGGAUUUUCUAAUUGCUGUCCACAAAUUGCUUUUCAUCAACAUCUCCAUCAUAUUGUUCCUGCUGGACCGGGCAGUAAAGGUACACCUUCAUUCUACACAGGACUCCCUUUCCUACCUUCAUUGGCUUAUUCUGGGUAUGGCAAUGGCUUUGAUUCUCCUCCCCUUCCUCGAAAGACAAAUGAAGCUAUCGCAGCUUCCACCUCUGCACCUCAGUCUCCGCCUGCAAAUGGAAAGCAACCAUAUAAUCAGCCACCAGGUGGCAACCCUGCUGCAGUAGCUGAAAGUAAUCCUAGCAAGCCUUCAAAUCCUGAACAACAAAUGUACCCUUAUUUUGUGCCUAAUGUAUACCCUCCUUUCCCACAUAACCCACAGCCAAAGUGGCAAAAUGAUGGGCUAUCAACUGAGGACAUGAAUAAUCCCUCUGGACCUAAUGUGUCUUUUAUUGACCAGAAUCUACAGCAGCAUACAGCAAUGUGGCAAAAUAAACCUACAGCUGAGGAGCAACAGCCAUCUAAUGAGCAACACACUGAAUCUAAUAAACAUGAACAGAUUAUGAAUGCAGACACUGGACCAAAGAAUUAUCUGCUGCUUCCACAUGGCCCACCAGGUAGGGAGCCUAAUGGUUUCAAUGAGUUGCCACUGCCUUUUAGAUAUCUUGGUCAUGAAACAUACUUUGUGGCACCAAAUAUUGCAAACAGUCAGGGUAGUAAAAAUCAAUAUCAAAACUUUAGGCCUCCACAGGAAAACCCCCAAAUCUCCAAAUGGCUGGGGAAGGGUAAUUCCAAUCCUUUACCUGAUAAUGUCAACAACAUGCCCAGGCCUGGUGAUGAAUCGAGUAGUUUGCGAUUGCUUGCCUCUUCAGCUGGCCCUCAUGUUGUACCUGUGCCUCAAGUUCCAUCUUUCAGUACAGCACAUGCAAAUUCUAAAACUGAUUCAUUCACAUUCUUUGUGAAACCCAUGCCAACUUCAGGCCCUAGCCAAAGGAUUCCACCGUAUGUUCCUGGACAUCUAUUUCAACAAUGGAUCUCUGCAGCUAACAACCAAGGAAAUGGACUGAACCAACCCAUUCAGGGAGAAGGUGGAAAUCCAAAGCAGACAUGAGUUUUCUUUAUGAAUAAAAAAUUGCAAUAGAUAA
This is a messenger RNA of Acanthopagrus latus (yellowfin seabream), 4031 nucleotides long. Its product is annotated as basic proline-rich protein-like. Bases 95 to 3997 code for a protein of 1300 amino acids. Lineage: Eukaryota; Metazoa; Chordata; Actinopteri; Spariformes; Sparidae. The transcript has 7 exons. The record is from RefSeq and is a predicted model, not a curated record.